Rotaria sp. Silwood2 is the source of this 736-nucleotide messenger RNA. The record is from the annotation of a GenBank genome assembly. NCBI's taxonomy places the organism in Eukaryota, Metazoa, Rotifera, Eurotatoria, Philodinida, Philodinidae.
AUGGUUCAACCGUCCUCAUUAGUUCGUUUUACACCACAGCAUCAUCAACAACAGUCAUUACCAUCAUCUACCAAUACGCCUCCUUCUCUGUUACAUCCGUCGAUGGUACAUUCCAACAUGAAUCAACAACAAGCAUUUGCAUCUACAUUCCAACCAUCCGUUAAUAUCACAGUACCAAUUCCGUCAUUAAUGACUAAUCCAGCAGGCUCAUCAACCCCAAUAUCAACACAGACAAAAAGAGGUCGCACAGAUAUCAGUGGUGCUUCAGAAUCAAGUAUACAGUUACGACCUCAAUAUCCUCAGUUGACUCGUGUUUUUAACUCGAAUAAUACUCCAAACAAACGUCAUCGUGGUAUUAAUCAACAACACAAGGAACAUGAUUAUCCCGGUCGAUAUACUCAAAAUCAACCAGUCCAAUUUAAACAAAAUUAUCAUACGACGACCGACACGGUAAAUCAAAACGACCAACAGCAACUGUUGUCAGUAGCAGCAUGUCGCUUCGCUACGUCUCGUUAUCAAUUCUCGCCUUUUUCAGUAAUUUUCUCGCAGGAAGUACGCGACAAGAUUGUUGUCGAUGAUCUUAUUCAACACGCGAUGAAUAAUUUCAAUUUCGAAUUAACCCUUUGAGUCCGGGUGUCCUAUAUAUAGGACGCAGUUUAAAUAUUUAUAAAUAGAGGGCGGUAUUAUACAAUAAAUUUUUUUUUAUUUAUAUUACAACGUAUUUUAUCUAUUUUAG